Messenger RNA from Vespa crabro (European hornet), 2842 nucleotides. Its product is annotated as DNA polymerase delta subunit 3-like. NCBI's taxonomy places the organism in Eukaryota, Metazoa, Arthropoda, Insecta, Hymenoptera, Vespidae. Gene Ontology annotation, cellular component: delta DNA polymerase complex; nucleus. Gene Ontology annotation, biological process: DNA synthesis involved in UV-damage excision repair; DNA strand elongation involved in DNA replication; DNA replication. The coding region runs from base 1154 to 2476 and encodes 440 amino acids. The record is from RefSeq and is a predicted model, not a curated record. The transcript has 2 exons. Gene Ontology annotation, molecular function: DNA-directed DNA polymerase activity.
UUCUACUGAAGCCAGACACGAGUUAACAGCGUUUUAUCGGUUCUAUGCAUUUUUCCUUCACAAACUUUCAAAUAUCGAAAUGUGCAUAUCGUCAAAUCUUCCUUUAUCGUUAAAUUGUUCAUCACCCCUGGCUUUAUACGUCAACGAUAAGAACGGGCGUGCUUCGAUGAAUAAGAUCCAAUUUUAAAGACAAAGGUUUAAUCUAAGACCCCGCCUUUUCGAAUUUUUGAGUAAGUUUCAUUUUCUUUGGAAAAAAAAAAAAAAGAAUUCCGAAAUAUUUUUCCGAAAAAUUUGGAAAAGCAGAGUUCUAGAUUAAACGUUCGUCUUUAAAAUGAACUUUGUUUAUCAAAAUCGGUCAAAAAUUAUGGCCGUUUUCAUUGGUGGCAUAAAUGCUGCUUUCGACAUUUUUCACGAAGAAAAAAUUUCGCAUUGUGGCGCCUCUUGAAAUCUGCGACAAAAGAGAAGAAGCUGGCCAUUACUGAUUUUCAUAUCACGCUUGAACCGUGUAUUUUGUUUUUAUGAAGUAGACGAUUGCCUGCUUGUACGUGUCCGCAAACUGACUGAUUUCAGUUCAGAAAAUCUGAAUCAUUCCAAAUGCAAGGAAGUGCAUUUCACGAUGCACACGCCACGGAGAAAUUACUACGAAUGUUACUACACUCUAAUAAGUAUUUAGACAGACAGUAAUUUAGACAGAUGAUUAUAUGGGAAAAAUAAUACGUGUCCAAUUCUUCAUGUCAAUCGAGUCUAACUUUCUUUAAGAUAUCGUUAAAUUUUGGAAUAAUUUCUCGUUCCUUUUAUUCUAGAGCACAUUGACAGGCACCUAAAUUCGUCAUUCAGAAAUCCAGAAGGCUAAAUGAGAAAAGUCGAAUGAAUUCGAUGAGAUUGGUCGAUUUUCUUACUCUUACGUCUUAUCAUAUUUAAUCUUAUUUCUAGCGGUUAAAUUUUAAACUAAACUUUCCAUUGUGAAUAAUGCCAAUGUAGUUUAGUUUAAAACUUAACCGCUAGGUAGUGUAACAGUGAUCUUAUAGUUUAUAUCUGCCUGCGUAUAUCUCUAUGAUCGUAGCAGUUAUUAGUAGUUGUUUUCGUCAUUUAAUCGUAUCGAAACAAAUAUCUCACGAAUUAUUAUUUAUUUUAUUUUAUAAACUGAUUCACCAUGAACGUAGAAUUAAUGAAUCAUUAUAUAGAAAUUUUGACCACCUACGUUUAUGACAAUGAUAAGGCGGUUACGUAUAAAUGGUUAAGCAAAGAAUUAGAGGUCCAUGUAAAUGUAGCAAAACAAGUUUUGUGGGAAUUCUGGCAGAGGCAUCGAAAGGAAAAUAACAUCGAGUCUACAGUUAUGUUGAUUGGUAAUUUAAAGUCGGGUGGAAUGCGGGUAGAAGUUGUGAAAGAAUCAAAUUUAGAUGCAGCAAAAGAUAAAUUUAAUAAUAUAAUAUCGGAACAUUUAUACAGUAUACAAAAGUCUAUACCUGACUUAGACUCGCUUUUUACCUAUGAUAAAGGAGAUGUUAGAUUUGGUGCUAUUAAAUGCCAUGAAAGUGUAGAACGCAGUGACGAAGAACUCUCUAUUUUACGAUGGGGAUCGCUAUUCAAAGAUCAUUCUAUUCCAAAGCGGGAUGAUGAGAAGUUAAAGUCUAUAAAGAUAUCCGAAGAAGUAGGCAUUUCUGAAAGAAAUGAACAUAAUCAGACAAAUGGAAAAUAUAGAGAUAAGAAGACUAUUUCAGUAUCUCAGAAAAGUGGCCUUAAUAAUCUUUUUGGAAAGGUUCAUAAUAAGGAAAAAGAUAUUUCUUCAAAAUUUACAUCUAUCAAUGAAGAAACAUCACCUAAGAAGAAAUCUAUCGACAAACAAAAUUCAUCUCCAAAGGAAAGUAAAUCUGUUAAGAAAAAAGAGAAAAGUGGUAUUGCCAGCUUUUUUGGAAAAAGUUCAGACGUUAGAAAGUAUUCUGAUAAAGAAGAACAAGCAGAUAAUAGUACGAAAGAUGAUAUAAAAAGUAAUGCUGCAAAGGCACAAGUUAUUUCUACUAAAAAUAAUGAUAAAACAAAAAACGAAACACGUGGGAUAAAACGAAAUCGUAGCGAAGAAUCUAAGAGUGCAGUUAAAAAACGGAAACGUAUAAUCGUGAAUGAUGAUUUAAUAGAUUCUGAAAGUGAAGAUGAACGUGUGAAGUCUACAGAGUCAGAGUCAGAACAAGAGAUGGAAAUUAUUUCAGAUAACAAAGAGAAAUCCCCUUCUCCUCCUCGUUCGAUGGAUAAUAAUGGUAAAGCAAGGAUUCUUAAAGUGGUCGAUCAAACUUACGAAGAAGAUGGUUUUCUUGUAACCAAAAAGGUACACGUAUAUGAAAAUUGUACGGAAAACGUGACGGAGAAAACGGCAAAUGAAGAAGAUGAAACAAAGAAGAAGAAAGUAUCUGCAGAUGUUGCUAAAGUACAAACCAAGAAGAAGCAAACUACAUUAACUAGCUUCUUUAAAAAAUCAUAAUUUAUAUAAUAGGUUUAAAUAUAGAUAUAAAAAAGUUAUAUCUGCUUUAUAUACAUAUAUAUAUCAUAUUUUUUUUAUUAAUUUAUUACUUAUAAUAAAACGGCCAUCUCUCCAUUUUAUUAUUAUUAUUGUUAUUAUUAUUAUUAUUAUUAUUAUUAUUAUUAUUAUUAUUAUUAUUACUAUUACUAUUAUUACAUGUGAAUAAUAUUUGCCUUUCCUCAUUUUCUCUCCAACAUCAGAAUUGCCAAACCACAUUCCUACCAGAUUCCUAUCACAUCAAUUUAAUGAAUAUCAUUUUUAGAAAGAGCACUCUGUUAAUUAUUUUAAUAUUACAAUAAUGAAUAAAAAGGAACAAACUUCUUCAGA